UACAUCGAUAGACCCCAGCUGUGAAAAAUUGUGAAUGAAAAAAGCGAAUCGUAAAACACUGCAGAGAAUUUGCAAAAGAAUUUGCCACUCUUCCCCGCAAAAGUUAGAGCCCCGCGGAUUAGACCAACUAGUGAGCAGCGAGGCGGCCCGGUGGCCCUAGGAUAUCCUGCCAGGACAACAACCAGUCGCUCGUCCUUUACCUUGCGCCGGCACACAAUGGAGCUGUAGUGUGUGUGCAAUUGCGGGCGUGUGUGUGCGUGGUUGUAGUAGUGGGCGAGUGCGUGUAGUAGUACUACGAACGAGUGUGCAAGGCGACGGGGAAAACAAAAAGAAAUCUAGUUUUUGCUCGAGACUUCCUUGACGGAAUUGCUGGCGAGAUGGAUGCGUAGAUCGAUGCGAGGAUUGCUGAUGCGCUAGCACCUUUUCCCGGAGCCGGAGGCAGUGCAUUCCACCGGAGGCAGUGCAUUCCACCGGAGGAGUCGAGGACCAACGUCCCACGUCGGCCACAUCCCGAUCCCGAGAUGCUGCUGGCCUCCGCCGGUCUGCCGGCCUACGACGCCGGAAAGCUGGCCAGCAACGCCGGAUCCGGCUCCAGCGUGGGACCCGGCGGAGUGGGCACGCCCACAGCAACGGUCGCCUCUCGUCCCAGUGCCGCCAGUGCGCUGAUGAAAACCCUGUCCGUGCGCCUGCACCGCGGCACCGAGUUCAUCAAGGACACCGUGCAGAAGGCCCUGGUCAUGUCGGCACCCACGCCGGUUGUUCCGGCACCUGCUCCGGCGCCCAAGAUCCUCGACCACGCGCUCAAGCGCAAGCUGAGUGGCGCAGGUGGACUGAUGGGCUGCAGCAGCCUCGGAAGCACCGCCUCAUCCAUAACAGUGUCCGCAAGGAGCCACCACCUCGUCAACCAGGUGACGUCGGCACAGGUGGUCCCCUUGGUCAGCCAGGUGCCCACUGCCGCCUUCCUGCGCACUUACACGGUGGCUCCCACAGCCCUGCACCGAUCUGCAGCCGCCCGGAAGCGCAAUCCCAGCACCGACAGCCUACUCAUGGACCUCUGCCUCUUUAAACCAAUCAGGCCAAUGCCCAUAACGCCAAUUAAAAUCCACAAGUUCCGCGGCUUUGAAUUAAAAAAACCAAAAUUUGUGCCCGCUACAAAUCUGGACAGCGAAGAAGACGAGGACGACGGCGAAGAUGAGUUAGUCCACAAACCAAAGCUCAGCAACUUGACAUUGCCAACAACUGAGGGUUCGGCAUUCGUCGCGAUGCCCCCUAUAGAAACCACCAACACCGCCAUCACCGCAACCACCACUACCACCACUAACAGCAGGAGCAGAUCCCGCUCCCACAACACACACACCUCAGGCUCUGCCCAGCCCAUUGCCGACCCAAAGCGAAAGCGUCGCCGUCGUGCUCCAAUGCUAACGGCCAAGCGGCGACGCAAGGCGCCCGAUACGGAAUCCACCUCUUCAGCGGACGGAGCUGCAGGACUGAAGCGACCUGCCGAACGCAAAGCAUCAGCAGCAGCAGGCGGCAGAGCCAAGCGCAGUCGUGGAGAACCACCGAUCGCGGCUACCACGCCAGCAGAUCCGAUUGCAUUUCCCGUUUCGAUUAAAGCCCCAACCAAGCGGAAGGCACCCUGCAGGAGUGCAGCCGCCAAGCGCAGUCGCGGAGCUUCUGCGGCGGACGAGACUGCGCUCACAACCAGGUCCACCACCUCCCCAGCGAAACUGGCCGUAGCAGCCGGCAAGAGCGCGACCAAACGCAAGGCGGCCACUGAAAGGGGAGCCGCCAAGCGCAGUCGUGGAUCAGCCGCCUCGCCAGCGCGUCCCUCACCGCCCAUGACACGUCAACGGGCUCGCCAGCAGAUCUCCGCCAGCAACUAAGCUCCAGGGAACUUGGAUGCUCGCUCAUUGGAACGUAAGCCGAUAUGGCAGAAACAAGGAAAACAGAAAUCAACAGUGGAAAGAGUCGCGCGUAGGAGACUCGCUAAAUUCUAAGUCUUUUGGUUCUAGUUACUGUUUAUGUGUACGUAUUGCGUCUUUUCUUUGAAGUAAGUUGAAUGUAAGAUAAGCCAGUAGCAACGUGAGGUACACGCAGUUCGACUCGUUUCGUUUCGAUUGGUUUGUGCAAUCUGAAUUUGUCCGGAAGAGCUUGAGUCCUCGGGUUUCAGUACGCCAUCUUCACUUGUUUUCGGUAAAUGUUUUACACAACUCUCUGGCUUGGUCUUCAAGACUGAUAUAACAAAAAGCAUCCGCUACGAAUAAAAUAUUUUACUAAAUGAUAUACGCAAAGCAAAAACUUAGGAAUUUAUGUUAAACCCUCAUACAAAUCAUAAAGAGAAAGUAUUAAAUGUAUAAAGGAAAUUGUAAAAUUUAAGUCAUUCCUGCUAAUGAUAUGUCAACUGAAACAACUUUUGUCACUAUAAUUUUAUGUUAUUUCUACGCGUUUCGUUGAGGUAGUGUUCGAUUUAGUUUAUGUGCUGCCUGUGAGGCAAAUUGGUAAGGAUGUAUGAAAAGAACAGGAUGAUGAUGAGGAGAAAACGCCACAACUACAAUUAAUUUUCCUACUUUAAUUAAGUUUGUUAGAAUUUAUAGCUUAGAGACAAAGUAAACAAUUCAUUCAUACAAUAUAAACAAGUAUAUGUAAUACUAUCUUUAUCUAAACGUACGACCUAUCUGUAAGAACAGCAAUGAUAUAAAGAUAUAGAAAUCUAUAUAAAGAACAUGCCGGUCAAA
Messenger RNA from Drosophila ficusphila, 2735 nucleotides. RefSeq lists its product as uncharacterized. Bases 522 to 1883 code for a protein of 453 amino acids. NCBI's taxonomy places the organism in Eukaryota, Metazoa, Arthropoda, Insecta, Diptera, Drosophilidae. The transcript has 3 exons. The record is from RefSeq and is a predicted model, not a curated record.